UAUCAGCCAAAAAAACUUAAGAAAACAAUUUUGCUUAUAUAAUUUUACUAACUAAUUUAUAUAAACAAAGCUUAGUAAUGUUUAAAUUACAUUUGCGUUGUUAAUUUUUCAAUCAUUGCGCACAAUGGCGUAGAACAUUGGUAACACCAAACAUUUCAGUUUUAGUGUCACUUGACAUAUAUAUCAGCUGAUGCACUUGAUGCACUUUUCUUUUAUCAAAAAUAUUCAUAUUUAUAGACUCUUUUAAAGUGUCUGCAUGUCAUAAUUCAUAAUUUGUAUUGUGACAACAUUUCAAAGGAAUAUUCCCAGCGGAAUGUUAAUUUUUUUGUUCAUUACUCAAAGUGUUGUCAAACAUCAGUCUCAAUUUCAUCGACUCCAUUGUCCUUUAUAAUUAUAUUAAAUUUUGGCCUGUCGAAUAUUUACAAACAAUAUGGGGGGUGCUGUGAGCAGUGGUCAAGAUAACGAUGAAUUGGUUGAUAAUUUAAUUGAAUCAGGCUAUAUGAGAACAAAAGCAGUUGAAAAAGUAUUCAGAGCAAUUGACAGAGCUGAUUAUUUUUUAUCAUCACAUCGCGAAAGCGCCUAUAAAGAUUUAGCCUGGAAACAUGGCAAUAUACAUUUAUCAGCACCUUGUGUUUACAGUGAAGUUAUGGAGGGUCUUUCUCUAAAACCUGGACUCAGUUUUCUUAAUUUAGGCUCCGGAACCGGUUAUCUUAGCACAAUGGCCGGUCUUAUUCUAACUCAAAGUGGUAUUAAUCAUGGAAUCGAAUUACAUGAGGAUUGCUUAAAAUAUGCAUACGACAGAAUGGAGGAAUUCAAACAGAAAUCAUUAGCUAUAGACGAAUUUGAUUUUUGUGAACCUCGUUUUAUAAAAGGAAAUUGUUUGAGCCUGGUACCUGGCAGAAGAUAUGAUCGAGUUUAUUGUGGUGCAACGUGUCCUGAGUCACAUGAAGCAUUUAUUAAACAAUUAGUGAAAGUUGGUGGAAUUUUGGUAAUGCCAUACAAGGACCAUUUACUACGAGUCGAAAGGACUGACGAGAAUACAUGGAUUAAUAAAACAAUGUUGCCAGUUUCAUUUGCCACAUUAGUUGUACCAAGUUCCGGUGAACAGAAUUUAAUUCACUUACCCGAAUGUGAUCCAUUGUCCCUACAAGAAUUGUGUCGUCUAAGAAUAAGACGUAGAUUAAGAAAAAUUGUUUGGUUAGAGCAUGCGGAUUUGGAAUUUAAAAAACCAAUUCUCGCUGAACGUCGACGAACACCAUCGUCAUCGGCAAGAACAUUGCGUCGUUUUGUUAUUCCAAUAUUCGAAGAAUCUGAUGAAAGUUUACCCGAUGAAGAUGACGAUUACACAGGUAGAACUCGUCUCUUGUUAAAUGUCGAUGCUCAUUCAGGUGAGGCAAUUACAACGACAUUGCAAUUGGUGCGCGCUGUCAUACAACCAAACAGAGGAGAUGAGAAUCAAGCAAACGACGAAGAAACACAAGCGACAAAUACCAACAAUAGAACUAGUCAUCAAAGUAGCUUCGAAUCAGUUGAUAGUACAACAAGUAGUAAUAGUACUGAGAUACAAAGCAAUCAUGAGGGCAAACAAUUUCCCAGUACGGAAAUCUAUCAGAUUUCAGACAGUAGUACAAGUUCAGAUUCAGUGUGUGAUAAAAUUGAUGAUGAUGACGAUGAUACUACAACAAGCAAUAAGACGACAACUGAUAAUUGUAACGAGAGAAUAUCUCGACGUGAAUCAAAUAUUGAAUCAUAUUUAAGUAUGAGCGAGAGCGAUAGUGAUCAGGAACAAGAUUAUACAAUUAAACAGAGGAAAAAAAUUGCGAAACGUGAAAAAAUUGAUAAUAAUGGAAUUAUCGAUGAUUUUCGUGCAAUUAGCGAUGAUAAUACAAGUUCGAGUUCAAAUAAUACACAUCCAUCCAAUUCGGAAGUUGUCGAAACAAUGGAUUAUCAAACGUAUGAUAUAUUUCGUGAUAAUACAACGUAUCCACUUUAUCGGCCAAUGCACAAUCGAGAACAGAGACUUGGUAACCCACUUGAUCCAAGUAUGGGACAUUAUGUUGAUUCUAAUGCAUUUUCAUCUUAUUUAAAGGAAAAAAUACAUCAACUGCCUCUGCCUCAUGCACUCAAAUUAUAUUUAAACUAUAAUCGAAAUCUAUAAACAAGUGGUAAAAAAAAAUUUCAUUUUCUUUUCUCAUUGCACAAAUUUUUGGAAAAUCUUUUUGAUUCUUUUCAAUAUAAUUCAAAAGUAUCUUUUAGAUUAUAACUGUGCAUAUUUUCAUUGUUUGUACAAUUUGUAAAUUUUUUUUCGUUUUAUUUUCAAAUUUAUUUUGUUUGUACAAUAUUGAAAAAUUUCAUUUCUUGUUGAAUUUAAAAAAGAAAUUUUAUUUAAGAAUUUUCAUUGUUCGUUUAAUUGAAAAUUUUAUCAAAGAAUUUUAUUCUUUGUAUAUUAUAAAAAAAAAUCUCAUUAUUUGUACAAUUAAUAAUAAUAAUUAUCGCGAUUACUUUUUUUGUUUAGUUAAAUAAUUAUCAAAAAUUCACAAUUAUUACUUGUACAAUUAAAAAUUAUUAUUAUUGUAGAAAAUAGAAUUUAUCAUUUAUCAACAUAAUUCGAAAUCUUAAACUAAAAUAUAUAAGGGUUCAUAUUUAAAACAUUUUUUUUUUUUGCUAUAUAACGAAAACUAUUUCACAUUAUUAUAAUUAAAAAGAAACGAGUGCUUUAAAUUGAAUAAAACGAAAUAGAUUUUUAUUAGAAUUUAAUAAAGUUUUUUUUUGAUAUAUAGUUAAAAAUAUUAAAAGAAUUUAUUCGUGGAUCAAUUAGUAAAAAAUUAAGUUAAUAUUAUAAUUUAAGAAAUCGAUAAAAUCGAUAAAAGAAGUUGAAGACAUCAAUAUAAAAGAAAGUCAUUUAAAUCGAUGUGAAAUUGAUAAAAUAAAGUACAUAAAUUUUAAAAUCAAGUACUUAAAAACUAAAGUAAAUAAAAAAUUUAAGUAAAUUAAGUGGAUCAAUUAAGUAAAAUAAGUAAAUCAAUUAACUAAAAUAGAGAUUCGAUUUUCUUUUUCUAAUAUAAAAAAAAAUUUUAAUACUAUUAAAUAAAUUCUAAAAUGUAAUAUGAAAAAUUAUUUCGUAUUGUUUAAAUUACAGUUAGCGAUUUCUUAAAUAAUUUAUUAUAAAUGGAAUGGUAACUAUGUAGCUAACUCUAAUUGCGCUAUUUACAUUAUAAUAAUCGAAAUAAGUACAUAUUUCCCUAAAAAAAUUAAAAAAAAAAAAAAAAAAAAAAA
Leptopilina boulardi is the source of this 3276-nucleotide messenger RNA. RefSeq names its product protein-L-isoaspartate O-methyltransferase domain-containing protein 1-like. The record is from RefSeq and is a predicted model, not a curated record. The transcript is spliced from 5 exons. Gene Ontology annotation, biological process: protein modification process. Bases 431 to 2158 code for a protein of 575 amino acids. Lineage: Eukaryota; Metazoa; Arthropoda; Insecta; Hymenoptera; Figitidae. Gene Ontology annotation, molecular function: protein-L-isoaspartate (D-aspartate) O-methyltransferase activity. Gene Ontology annotation, cellular component: cytoplasm.